This is a messenger RNA of Toxotes jaculatrix (banded archerfish), 2016 nucleotides long. It is a transcript of the gene napgb, whose product is annotated as N-ethylmaleimide-sensitive factor attachment protein, gamma b. Gene Ontology annotation, molecular function: syntaxin binding; soluble NSF attachment protein activity. The transcript has 12 exons. Gene Ontology annotation, cellular component: SNARE complex; vacuolar membrane. The coding region runs from base 102 to 1037 and encodes 311 amino acids. Gene Ontology annotation, biological process: intracellular protein transport. The record is from RefSeq and is a predicted model, not a curated record. Lineage: Eukaryota; Metazoa; Chordata; Actinopteri; Toxotidae.
GGCCGAGGAGGAGUUCGUGUUAAUCCAAACAUCGAAGCAAUAACAUCCACAGCGAUUUGUCGACACCAAAUUCAUUAUAUCCCAUCGAUUUAAUUAACAGUAUGGCAGCUCAGAAGAUAAACGAAGCUCAUGAGCACAUGGCUAAAGCGGAAAAAUGCUUAAAGACAAGUUUUACAAAGUGGAAGCCUGACUAUGACAGUGCUGCAUCAGAAUACGCCAAAGCAGCCGUGUGCUUCAAGAAUGCUAAGCAGUAUGAGCAGGCAAAGGAUGCUUACCUGAAGGAAGCUGAAUAUCACACAGAAAACAAGACGCUCUUUCAUGCUGCAAAGGCUAUUGAACAGGCAGGUAUGAUGAUGAAGGAACAAAAGAAGAUGCCAGAGGCCAUCCAGUACAUAGAGAAAGCCUGUAUGAUGUACAUGGAGAAUGGGACUCCUGACACUGCUGCAAUGGCUCUGGACAGGGCUGGAAAACUGAUCGAGCCUAUAAACCUGGAGAAAGCUGUAGAUCUGUAUCAGAAGGCAGCUGGUGUGUUUGAGAAUGAGGACCGUCUGCGUCAGGCUGUUGAGCUACUGGGCAAAGCCUCCAGACUUCUGGUCAGGUUAAAAAGGUUGGACGAAGCAGCAGUGGCUCUGCAGAAAGAGAAGAACAUGUACAAAGAGAUUGAGAACUUCCCCAUGUGCUUCAAGAAAACAACUGCCCAAGUGCUGAUUCAUCUUCACAGAGGAGACUACGUAGCAGCUGAUAAAUGUGUCAGAGAAAGUUACAGUCUGCCUGGGUACAGUGGAAGCGAAGAUUGCGUUGCCAUGGAGACGCUACUGCAGGGCUACGACGAGCAGGACGAGGACCAAGUCUACCGCGUGUGUAACUCACCUUUACUGAAGUACAUGGACAAUGAUUACGCCAAGCUGGCCAUCUCCCUUAGGGUACCUGGAGGAGGAGGAAAGAAGAAGAAGGCUGCAGCUGCUCCACAGGGUGGCGCUAGUGGGGCGCCAGCUGCUGCUGAAGAGGACGAUGAGUAUGAGGGCGGGCUGUGUUAGCCUUCAGCCUCCAGAGUGCCGACUCUUCCCAUCUGCAGCUCCACCGCUACACCCUCUGUGUACGAGUUACAAACCUUGACAAACCCUCUCUGCUCUGAGGCCCAGACGGGCGACUGUUUUGACCUUUAUUGUGCAAAAAAUAAGAAGAAAAAAAGCAAAUUAAAAACCCCAACAGUUACAGUAGGUGUUGCAGAAGAGUCGAGUUUAAACACCAUUUUAAUUUGUGUUUCUUUGAGGUGGAUCCUCAUUCAAAUCAUUCUUCAGUGUUCACUAAUGUAUGAAAGCCUGUUGUAUGUAAAUGUUCUAUUAUUUCUUGGCUCUGUGAAGCUGUAAAUUUUGCUGUUAUUGUAUGUGGGUAGGUUACUAUAGCUAUAUUAAAAUCACAAAUACUAAAUAAAUAUGCCCAAUAAGUUCAUCAAUGUAUAGGUGUUUAUUUGUACUGAGUUUUAUUCAGGAUUCAUGGCUGCAGCCGUUUGAGAAUAUACUGGAACCAUAUGCAAUUAGUCUGUUAAUGCAUGUUUGGAAUAAUGAAAUGGUGAAUCAAUGCUAUGAUGAAUCUGUGAAUAUUAAUGUUUAAAAAUGACAGACACUACUGUCUUGAACAUCAGCUCUUAUUCAAGAAAAUUAAAGGAACUGUAAAACACAUGAUGACGCAGCUUAUAGUCAUUUGUAGACUGUUUUCAUUCGUCUACCUCGAGGUUUAUCCACCUUCAAAUAAACAAUUGUCAUGGCUGUGUCUUAAUUACAUCGUACAAUCCUCAAAUUAAAGGGACUAAAAUGUGAAAAAGGGACCAUGCAGUGAUGUUUUCAGUGCAUCUUGCCCACUGAUUUUCUCCUCAGUGCUGAAUUUGUGUAUUUGUCAUUUAGCUUAUUGGUCAUACUGUAAAUGUGAGAAGCCCUCUAUAAUCACAAGAUAAUUUAAAUUCCUAUUAAAAAUAUUCUGAUCUUUAAAAAGUAAUAAAGGGAUUGUUUACAUUUU